UCGGCGGCUGAGUGCACCCAUUUCAUGUGCUACGGGAUUAAAUGGAUGUGGAGCGUCUCUCCUACAUCGGCUCUGGCAAAACCUUGAGAGCAACUUCUUCCUUCAUUUCCUGGAAGGAGGAGCCACACACGAAGCAGCAACCCGCCGGCUACAGAGGGCUGCUAGCGGGCUAACGGCACCGUGAUUCCGACCAUUAAUUGGGUGUUAAGAGUCUAACUCGGAUGCCUCUAUGAUCCAGCUAACCUUACAGCGAGAUAUACAGAGUUCAGUUUGCACAAGAGGUGAGCCAUGGCUGAACCAAACUCCUCCCGCCCCCAAAGGAAGAUGUCCACCUCUGGGGAGAGUGUGUACAAGGUGCUAGGUCUGGAGAAAGGAGCGUCUGCAGAGGAAAUCAAGAAAGCGUACAGAAAACUAGCACUGAAGUACCACCCGGACAAGAACCCAGACAACCCGGAGGCAGCGGAGAAGUUUAAGGAGAUCAACAACGCGAACUCAAUUUUAAAUGAUGAGAACAAGAGGAAGAUUUACGACGAAUAUGGCUCCAUGGGCCUUUAUGUGUCCGAACAGUUUGGAGAGGAGAGCGUCAAAUACUACUUUCUCAUGUCCAAAUGGUGGUUUAAGGGUCUGGUGCUGUGCUGUACAUUAUUCACUUGCUGCUGCUGUUGCUGCUGCUGCUGUUUCUGCUGCGGGAAGUGCAAACCUCCAGAUGACGAUGAAAACUACCAGUACGUCAACCCCGAAGACCUGGAGGCCCAGAUCAAAGCAGAUCAGGACGGAGGUAACACAGUAAUCAUAGGCCAGCCUACAUCCAAUCUGGGUCCAGAAACCCCAGAAGGACAGAGCAUGCCCAUCCCCCUGCCUAUGCCAAUGCCGCCACCUGAGCCCCAGUCGCCAACUUCAGUCAACCCAGUAGUGGAAGAUAGACCUGGGGAGAGCGUACCAGAUUUAAAAUGACUUGAAAGUGAUGGUGUGGACAAGCCUCAACUAGCAAAAGCAGGAAGCCUUCUGCGCCCCUCUUAUGACCCAGCCACAUCUGACUGCUGCCAGCGACCCAGAGAGAAACCAGCCCGCAGUCACCAGCCAACCCACAGUUCAGUCCUGAUCCACCCAGACCUACCCGAGCCACCAAACAAACCCUGCAAGGUGGGCACUGAAACGCUCCCGGCUCCCUUCAUGGAACUUAAAAUACGGAGGAGUAUUCACGCAGAUUAAUGUACUAGAUGCUACAAUCGUCAUGGAGGAUAAUUUUAGGCCAGCUAUUAAGGCCACAAGCCAUCCUCUAACAAGUCUCCUCUCUUCUUCCAGCUUUACACAUGUCCAGCCUGGGCUGGAUGUGACCUUGAUAGCAGUCCAGUUAUCCAGGGCUAGGCUUAAAGUCCAUCUCUUCUGGUCAUUCCAUUCUAACCAGUAAAGGUCUGACACUGGCCAGGAAAAUUGCAAAAAUGGAAACAUGAGCGCCAAAAAAAAACAAAAAAAACACAGAGAGGUGGCUUUGGUUGUUUACCUGCUAUCCAAACCGGGACUGGAACUUGUUUUUUCCUGUCACAAUCUUAACCACCUCCCUUCAUGUUGGACUCCAUUGGUCACCAGCAGGAGCACUUAUUUUCUGUUUUCCCUCGUUAACCUGCCUAGGAGUUGCCCCCUGAAGAAACCCAUACAGGUUGGUGGUAAAUUCAUUGCCACUCUUUGUGUGUUCAUAUCAGUGGCAAGACGAGAACUACGCAUUUCUUCUUCUUCGUGAACAAUUGCAUUUAGUUAAAUGUUGCAUUGUCGUCCUCUAAUGUCUCAAACUAGUCCCAUUGAUGGUUGUGUAAAAAAAGAAAAAGAAAAUUAAAAUAACCUUCAGAGGAGGCAGGAAGUCUAACAGAUGCUUCACCGUGUAAAAAGUUUUCAAUCAGGACACUGUUACAUUUCAUUGCUUUAACGAUAAAUGUCUGAGCCUAAUCUUUGAGCUUCGAUCAGGAGUGGACUUGACGCUUCCACCCCGGCGUGCAUGCAACUUGUAGGGCUGCAUGCCUCUUCUUGUACAGCACUGGAACUCACCUCAAACGACAAACAUGGGACAACUGCUGAGCUUGCAGACAUGCAAACUGUAAACGAACACGAGCCCUUAUGACAUCAUGUGCCACCCUCAGCGGGAAAAAAAAAAAGUACACCCCCCCCAAUAAUAAUCUGCCGACUGAAAUGGACAAUGACAGAUGCCAUAGUCUUUUAACUAGAAAGAACUUACAAUUAUGUUUCUGUUAGAUUUACUUAUUUUUUUUAAUAUAUAUUGCGCUCUUUCUUGUGUUGCAGUCAGAUUAUUCGGUAGACCAAAGCUGGCAGCUUCAUGUAGCCCAGGCCGAUAGUUUCUAGAAAUGCCAUUUGCUCUGUAAGCCACGGUUCAGAUUGUCAAAUCUGUGUGUAUAUUAUGCAUUUCAGUCUAUGCACCGUGUCAGACGGGUCUGUUGCCAUUUUUCUUUUUUUAUUGUACCUCUUACAUUCAGAACUGCAUAAACCCUUAAAGUUACUUGAUGAUCAAUGAACUCAGGUCCAGAUUCACUAAGACUGCAUUGCAGGGCUAUCUCCUGAUUUAAUUGCACCACUAUUACUUUCUAUUUGGGGAUGCUUUGGAAAUUUAUUUGCAGCCUUUAAAAAGAGUAAUGAGCAAGCAAUCAACCAUCUUUACUGCAAAUUUCAGGUACUCCCCCUUUAACUGCAGGACUCAUCCAUUCGUUCCUGCUUUCUUACUGAUUUGUUCUGAGUUUCUGGGAAGGAAAGUCCUCCUUUAUGUACUAACCUGACCCUGGCAGUGCUGUGCCUUCAAGAAUAAUUGCAGCAGUGACUAAAAAUACAAGCCCAGAAUGCAUUCACUGUUGUCUAUGUUAUUUUGCAGAAUCACCCAGGAAUAUUUUGUCUAAAGUAAUUCAAUGCAUGAGCACGAUUGAUUAAAUCUAACCUGAAGCAUUCACCUCCUCUUCAUCUUAGCUCAGUGUGCACACUUGGCAUCGCUCUUCCUUCAUGCUUUAGUGAAUCUGGAUCAGUGUUUGUGUUGAGACACCUUGAAUUGCACAAUAAAUACAGACACUACAGAGAUUUUUGGCUUCAUCAGUUUUAUACAUCUUAUUUGAGUCAAAUGCACAUUUUUCCUUUGUAUUGUUUUUGGUUUCAUGGUUGUUUUUUUUUCCUCUUUUAGAUUUUAGUCACAUUUUCAUCCAUCCUUUAAUUACAGAUGAUUAUUCAGUGUGUCUGCACCUUUAAAGCUGCAGCUAACAUUUAUUUAUUGCUUUUUGCUUGCAUUUAAUGUGAGAAAAUGGUAAGAAAUAUCUAACACUAGUUUCCAUUAUAGAUUAUUUCAUCCAAAAUCUGGAGGCAAAGACAAAGAAAAGCAGAAAAUGAACGUUCUUUAAGAAGCCACAGUUGGCAAAUUGUUUCAGCUCUUAAUUGGGGACGCCAGAAACUUAUUGUUGAGUCACUGCUAUCGUUGACAUGCUAAUGUUGGUGUUGUCCAGCUCAAAAUGUCAGUGGAUCGGCUCAUGACAAAGCUAAUUGCUUUUAGAUGGCAAAUUAUUUAAUUGCUUUCCCUACGGGUGAUUUGAUAGAUUUAAUGCCAUCUAAGGCUGAGACGUGAGGAUUACUGAUGAUGUAAUGUGAUUUUGGUGAGAGUUUGAGCUGCCAGCAUUUUCCAUGAAUCAUCCACUUUGCACUGAUUUAUUGACUUGUCUGAAACUGAUUUUCUUCCUUGACUCAAAAGCUGUAAUGGAAGGCAGAUGAAGCCCAAUAAAUAAGCAAUUUACUUCAACAAAAAGCUCAAAAAUACAAUGGGUUGCGUCAUAAGUGUACUCAGAACACAUCAUGUUAAGCAUUAUUCUGCUACAUCUCCAUGGAUGGAUGAAUAGAUGGCUUUGGGCGUCUUCUGAAAUGACAAAGAAACCUUUUUUUUUUUUUUUUUUUUUUUUUAAAGAAGUAGUUCAACAUUUUGGGAAAUCUGUUUCAUAAAUGUAUUUGCUUCAAUGCUUUUUGCCAACAGACUGUAAAUAAAAGAUGGGCGUCGCCACCUCAGUGUCAACCUUUGGGUUAAUGAAGGCUUGAGCCGAGGGGUUUAUCUGUUUUUGCCAUUUUUAUGAUUUGAAACUGUGCAUGAUGAAUGAGGGGUGGGUCUGACUAAAAAACCAAGGACAUUGCACAAUCAUAGGUUAGCUACUUGUCAAUUACAAAGUAAAACAGCUUCUGUUUUGUUAACGAGGUCACCACUUACAAACUGGACCCAUAAUUAAUGUGUGGAACUAGCGAUCGAGGCCACGUGUUUAAUCUGUAAACUCUCACAGAUUAAAAGAGCGUAGAGCCAUUUCCUUUAGACAUCUAUACAGUUGUGAAACCAGAGUUGCUGCCCCCUGUUGGCCACUAAAUGAAUGACGUGUUAAGGCCCUUCACUGGCUUAAUUUUGUUAGUGUUUUAAAAUGGUAUUGAUGAAACACUAAAUGCAUUUCCCAAAAUGUUCAACUCUUUCUUUAGUAGUGCAUAUUUUAAAAUGGAGAUGUAAAAAUUUGAAAUUGUGAGUCGAAACAGAAUUUAAAUUCACAUACCAAUAUUAUUUUUCUGUAAGUUUAUUUUGUUUUUGUUUAUUUUCCCCUCUCUACAAAAGAAAGGAAAAAGAAGAUAAAGCAAAAAAAAUCCCACUAACCUCAUUUAAGGUCUUUUUUUUUUUUUUUUUUUUUUUUUUUUUUUUUUUAGCAAUGACUCCUAUAUGUCCUCUUAUUUUUUUUGAUGUUACUAAUACUUGGCUUUUUUACUGCUUAGUCUCUAAUUUAAAUAAAAAAAUGAUAUUUUGCUUCCAUGUUAUUUUUAGAUUGUUUUAACGUUUUCAAACCUCAAACAUUGUUUACUGACAUCACGUGGAAGCUGUUCAGUUGUUGUCAUGUGGAGCGUUAUAGUCCUGUGUAGAAUACUAAUGCAAUUUGUUGUUGUGUUUUUUUUGUUUAGUUUUUUUAACAUAAAUUUUGCUCUAAAGGUUUUAUAUCUCUGUGCUGGCCAAAACUAUAGUCACAUCUAAAUUCGGCUUCUAAAACUCUUCUGUAUUACUCGGUGUGUUAUAAUAAAUGAAUGCAGAGCUACGUGUACGACCAUAUUGUGAAAAAACAAACCAGCUUUGAUAAAUUUUUACCAGUCA
Messenger RNA from Oreochromis niloticus (Nile tilapia), 5149 nucleotides. RefSeq names its product DnaJ (Hsp40) homolog, subfamily C, member 5 gamma a (gene dnajc5ga). The coding region runs from base 289 to 954 and encodes 221 amino acids. The transcript has 7 exons. NCBI's taxonomy places the organism in Eukaryota, Metazoa, Chordata, Actinopteri, Cichliformes, Cichlidae. The record is from RefSeq and is a predicted model, not a curated record.